AUGUCUCCCAGUAUUAGGGCAGAGAAGAAUCAAUCGCCACCGUCGUUUCUGAUUACGUCACUUCCGGAGGACGUCGUGGUUGACAUAUUGGCGCGUGUACCGAGACGUGACUAUCCAAGAGUCUCCCUUGUUUCAAAGUACUUCCAGUCACUCGUUUCUUCGCCUGAGAUAUACACAAGACGAUCUUCGCUGGGCUGCACUGAACAUUGUCUCUAUGUUAUCCUCUAUAACUGGGCCAACAUUGUCGACCGUUUGUAUACCCUCAAAAACAAGGGCUUGGUCCUAAUCCCUGGGCUUCUUGAUAUGCCUCCUCAUGAUGGAAGCUUUGUAGCUGUGGGUUCGAGGAUAUAUGUGUUUUGUGGGAUGAUGACAUCGAGUGCUUUCUUCAUCGACUGUACAUCUCACAAUGUGCAACACCUCCCGAGGAUGCCUGUCCCCAUGUUUGGUAUAGUCGCUGACGUCAUUGGAGGGAGAAUCUACGUCUUUGGAUUUCUCGAUACCGAUCAAAAGUCAAAGGCGAUGGUGGUGUUCGAUACAGAAACACAAAUGUGGGAGGAUGGGAUGACAAAUGUGAUGCAGAUACGUAAUAGUUGCCUGGUGGUGAUAGCCGGUAAGAUGUACGCGAGGGAAUUUCAGAAGAGCUUUGUUUACGAUCCAAAGGAAAGCAAAUGGGAAAUGGUCGAGGUGCUGAGUUUGAAGUUCUGGAAUCAUAAGGCUUGUGUUGUUGAUGAUGUUUUGUACUUUUACGAUUGGUCUGGCAAGGAAUUGAGAGCGUAUGAUCCAGAGCACAAGUGUUGGGGAAUGGUGAAAGGUUUGGAUGAUUUGCUGGCUAAGCUGAGACGUGGUUGUUGGUGGGCAAGGCCUGUGAGUUAUGCUGGCAAACUGGUUUUGUUUUUUCGUAGACAAGGAACCACUGGGGAGAUUUGUUAUGCGAAGAUUUCGCUGGAAAGACGCAAAGGAGGUCAGAUUUGGGGUAAAGUUGAUCAGUUGUGUGAUCAUGGUCUGAUUGCUGGUAAUUUUUACUUAAGGAAAUCUCUAGAUGUUGUGCUUUGA
Messenger RNA from Raphanus sativus (radish), 1053 nucleotides. RefSeq names its product F-box/kelch-repeat protein At4g38940-like. Lineage: Eukaryota; Viridiplantae; Streptophyta; Magnoliopsida; Brassicales; Brassicaceae. Gene Ontology annotation, molecular function: protein binding. The record is from RefSeq and is a predicted model, not a curated record. The coding region runs from base 1 to 1053 and encodes 350 amino acids. The transcript has a single exon.